This is a messenger RNA of Aaosphaeria arxii CBS 175.79, 942 nucleotides long. RefSeq lists its product as uncharacterized. Lineage: Eukaryota; Fungi; Ascomycota; Dothideomycetes; Pleosporales. Bases 188 to 808 code for a protein of 206 amino acids. The record is from RefSeq and is a predicted model, not a curated record. The transcript has a single exon.
CUUGACUACCUCCGCCGAUCUGCACUCUUUUUUCCUUCAGUCAGUCGUUCUCAUUGUUAAAACACAACACUCUUUGUCCGUUCUUGUUUGUCUAUAGCAGAGCUAUUGUUUAUUAUUACCUUCGUGGAAAUUUUCCCUCAUCCAACCUUUCGUGACCCAUUUCUGUUACAAUUUCAAUAUCUUCAACAUGAUGAUCAAGGCUUCUCUCCUCGCCGUUUGCACUCUCGCCCUAGGCGCAACCGCCAUGCCAUUUCCACAAGCAGGUCAGCCAGCCAUUUGCGCAUCCAAAAUCGAGGCCAUAGUUCCAUCCACCGUCUCCUGCGCCAAUGCCCAAUUCCCAGAAGAAUGCGCAGACUCUUCCCGCGCAGCACCAGCAAUCUCUCGCUCCUUCACCAAGUACGGCAUCAACUCCAAGGGCGAACAGUCCGCUCUCGUCGCCCUCAUGCUCUUCGAGUCUGGAAACUUCACCUUCAACAAGAACCACUUCCCCGGUGUCCCCGGCCAGGGCACCAAGAACAUGCAAUCGCCAGCUUUCAACCUGCUAUACGCGCAGAGCGUCUUCGACAACCACACUGUUGGGUACGCGCAGGCUCAGGGCCCCGAGGCUGUUUUGAGGUUGGUCAGCAACGACAAUGAGUCGUUCGGUAGCGCGGCGUGGUUCUUGAGUUCGCAGUGCAAUCAGACGGUUAGGGACUCGUUGGCUACUGGCACCAAGGAGGGUUGGACUACGUUCUUGACCGGAUGUGUUGGGACGACCGACACGCCGGAGCGUGACGCCGUUUGGGUUGCUACGAAUGCUGUUUUGUAAAAAGAUCAUGGCCGUCUUUGUCGCCACUGCGUUGUGUGGUGGGUUGUUUAAGCGCAGUCGUUGUUUGGAUGAGCGUACAUACAUACCCUUCUUCUCUUCUUCGCCAAUAUCGAAUUGAUUUUCUGUCCGGCUCU